CAUAGCUUAAAAGAUGCCACCAGGAAAGCAAAAUGCCCGGAUGUCUCGUGCCAACGGCGCAGGCGAAGAUAAUCGAACGAUUGCUGAGAAGUUAGCUUUAGGAUCUGAAGUGAAAGAAUUAAAAAUGGGCCGCAGUUUCAUGAAUGAUAAAUCUGUAUCAUUCCAUACUUUGCGGUAUGACUUCAAGCCAGCUAGUGUCGACGUUUCAAAAGACGCAGCUGUUGCGAUUGAAGAAAAUCAGAAAGUGACCGUAACAGUGCCCCAUGUAGAUGGUGCAGGCACUCCCCAUACUGUAUAUAAAGGCUCAUACCGCCCUUACCAGAAAGAAUGUGUUCUGAUAAUUGAUAGAAAAACCGGAAAAGUGACACUGGAGAAACUGAGCAGUAAUUUACAAUUGAAGAAAACUCGCUCAGAGACAGAAGGUUUUAACAAGAGAAGCAGCUUGUUGCGUGCACAGCAGAUGGCUUCAUCACUAUCAACAGUUAUACCACGUCAUUCACCAUUGCAUCCAUCGCCAUCACACCAUUCACGUAGUCCAACCCAGACUUCAAAUCAAGCAGCAUCAGCAGCAAGCAGUUUACCACUUAUUGGUCUGGAUGAAAUUACUGAUACAGUCUCCCCACCAGCACCUUUAUCUUCUCAGCAAGAAAACAUGGGCCAACAGUCAUCGCUCCCCUCGCUUUCAGAGUCAUCAUCAAGUGACAGUUCUCCAGAUCAGUCAGACAGUGAAACGGAGACUAAGCCUUCGGCUGGUCACCAAUCUUUUCCUAGUGGUGGUGGUAAUAGUACCAAUGGACAAUUUUCAGGGUUCUCAAAGAUUCUGAAUGAGGAUUUGCAGCUGUCAGAAUCAGGUUCAGAUGACUAAAAAAAUACUUCAGAAAUGAUCCUUUUGAACUCCAGUUCCUCUGUUUUGCAGGUUCUGUUGUAGUUGCUUUAUUUAUUUGUUGUCAUGUGACAUGUGAUUGUUCAAAAAGUUUGCCAAUUGAGAGUUUUGAUUUUUAUUUAAAAAGAGGAACUUGCAAAUCAUCGCUAUCUGUGUUAAGAAAAGGAAAUUUGUCAUCUGUUGGAGGAUACUUUUGAAAGAAAAAGUUGAGCUGAGUAACAUGAAAAUUUGCUGUGUAAAAGUUUAGUGUUGAUGGGAAAUAACUUUCUGCCAGUUGAACUUUCUAACAGAUUGUGGGAGCUGUCUGUUUAGUAAUAGUGCAAUAUAUAAUCUAUUUAUAUUGUUUUGUAUUAUGUAAAGAUGAGAAACAAACCUUGUCAGAUGUGAAUAAAUUAGAAAAUGACAUAUAAAA
Messenger RNA from Schistocerca cancellata (South American locust), 1295 nucleotides. RefSeq names its product ELL-associated factor 2-like. Gene Ontology annotation, molecular function: transcription elongation factor activity. NCBI's taxonomy places the organism in Eukaryota, Metazoa, Arthropoda, Insecta, Orthoptera, Acrididae. The transcript has a single exon. Bases 14 to 865 code for a protein of 283 amino acids. The record is from RefSeq and is a predicted model, not a curated record. Gene Ontology annotation, biological process: regulation of transcription elongation by RNA polymerase II; positive regulation of DNA-templated transcription. Gene Ontology annotation, cellular component: super elongation complex.